Molecule: messenger RNA, 1107 nt
Organism: Rotaria sp. Silwood2
Lineage: Eukaryota; Metazoa; Rotifera; Eurotatoria; Philodinida; Philodinidae
Source: the annotation of a GenBank genome assembly
AUGAUGAAUAAUUCAAUUGGUAAUGAUAAUAAACUUGAUUUUAAUACUCGCUAUUUGAAUAUCUAUGCGAAUCUUUUUUUUGUUACUUUUGGCAAUAUUGGUAAUCUACUCAAAGUAGGAUUUUUUCUUCAAAAACCUCUUCGUUCUUGUGCGUGCAGUGUCUUUAUUCUUGUUGCAACAUUCAGCAAUUUUAUUACUAUCAAUAAUUUGCCACUUCAUCGGCUUCUUGCCAAUGUCUUUACAUCGUCCGAUUGGAUCGAUGCUAGUGUUGGAUGGUCAACAAUUGAAAAAACUCAAUCCAAUUUAUCAGUCAAUAUUGUGCCCGAUUUCGAUAUAAUCGUAUGUAAAUUACGCAUUUAUUUCCACAUGCUAAGCGCUAGUAUGACAUUUCAAAUGCUCUUACUUGCUUCGAUCAAUCGAUUAGGUUCGAGUUGGCGACGAAGGAAACAUCAGCAACAAAGUUAUUGUCAUCAAAUUGCCGACUAUUUCUGUCAUCUUUCAAAUGCAUUCAAGCUCAGUUUGAUCUCAUGUUUUGUUUGGGCCAUUGUUUCUCUUCAGCAUGUAUUCAAUUACACAAUUAUUACUCGUUCACAAGGUUGUGUUGCUCAAAAUCUUACUCUUUGGACAGUAUGGGUCACUAUCAUUCAUUGUCUUCUUUUACCGAUAUUGAUGAUUCUGUUCGGUAUACUAACAUUGAAAAAUAUUCGAACAUUACCAACCUUUCGCUGUUUACAUAAUCGUCGUUAUGAUCAAAAUCGUCAAUUUGUUCAAAUGUGUCAUCAUUGUGUCGAUAAUCGACGAUCAAGUCAAUAUCAAGUUGAAAAACAAUUGACAUUGAUGAUUAUUACUGAAAUAAUUGUAACUGUAUUAACAUCAUUUCCUUAUGCUGCUUAUAGCUUCUAUCGACUUCUUACAAUCAAUAAACAAACAUAUGAGACAAGAGUUUCAAACAAAGCCAAUUGGAUUGAAUUAACUAUACGUAUGACUGUCUAUUUGGAGCCAAGCUGUGGAUUUUAUAUUUAUCUAAUGACAUUGACAACAUUGAGGAAACGUUUUAGUAGUGUAAUUUUGAAAAAACUAACUUCUGCGUGUUGUUUUUAUUGGUAA